Messenger RNA from Linnemannia hyalina, 2241 nucleotides. The record is from the annotation of a GenBank genome assembly. NCBI's taxonomy places the organism in Eukaryota, Fungi, Mortierellomycota, Mortierellomycetes, Mortierellales, Mortierellaceae.
AUGAGGGACUCCCCUGGCUUCCAGCGUCGACUAAAGAUGGUUUCCACGCUCCUCCUCAGUGUUCCUGAGACCCACGUCACCGACCUUCUUCACGCUACCUUUCCACAGGACCCAGUCGGCCAAGAACGCUACCCGACGACACCCUUCGCUCCUUACAAUUCGUUUUCGAUCAGUGUUUCUAUACACCACAGCGUCAGUCUGUACGAAGGAGACUUUUUCAGUGCCAAUCAUCAACCUCCUCAAAAGCUGGUCGACUAUGUGAAGGAGCACGGACUCAAGGACAAGUAUAUCGCCGAGACUCCCCUGGGACGCGUCAGUGAUGAAUCUCAUUGGAGCAUUGUUACAAUGGCCCUGAACAGAGAGCUACGCAGGGACCUGACGUGGGCGCUAUGUUCAGAUGUGGAGCACAUCAGGAUCCUUACGAUUCCUCUCUCAGACAUUGGCCGUUAUUUGUCUCUAGUCGACCGGUUCGAGUCACUCAGGGACGUGACUUUUCUGCUGGAUCGACACUUAUCCGACGAGGGUGCUAAUAUGGACGAGAUCACCCCAGAGGAGUUGGCGGUUCAUAACCAGCAACGGGACGAGCGUGUGCAACACCUUGACCAAAUGGUACUGUUUGUUCAGGAACUCCGACAACGCCACAGGAAUGUCCUCCAAACCGCGACAUACUACGGGUUGUAUCCUGGCGACUAUGAUGGGUGUCCCGAGGAAUACCAAGAGAAGCUCGUCCGUCUUCUUCCUCCCCUUCUUGAUCCCCAGGCGCUUGGCAGUAACAAUUGGAACCAGUUUGCUACCAAGGUCAAGGAGACCAACUUAUCGGCCGUCAAGGACAUCACGCCACCGCAAAAUCAUUCAGGAGCAUCAAGUCUGCCUCGACUCCUCGAGAAGUCCCCAUUCCUUCAUCGUUGUCGGUCCCUCGAGAGCAUCCGGUUGAAAUCUAUCACCGACGAUGUCUUCCAAUGGGCUGUUGACGAACGCAGGCAGCACGACGCCGACAUUUCAGCUGGAUGCACUCCUCAAAGGCCACUGGUCCCUCUCCAAUAUGCUACAGUCAACAACGAGCGCCCUACCGACGGACGCCUCAUCAACGACAUUGGAUACAGCUUUGGCGAGACCCUCAAAACACUCGGUUUCUAUUCAUACGCGACCAUUGACAAUGAAGAGUUUGUAGACUUGGGCGAGUGCUCGGUUGGGGGCAGCCCUUCUUGGUCUCUCUGCUGGCAUGCUCCCCAGCUGGCUAAUUUGAUUAUCCACGCCGACCAUAAUUUCCUCCGCAUCCAUCCCAGCCUUCUUGCCCAGUGUCCACAACUGAAGGCCGUUGUUCUCGUGGAUCGGCGUCAUGAAUACUCGGCAAGCGACAUUACUCGAUGGGAACCGGCGGAGCUUGGACAACUGGAGACUCUCACAUUGCAAGGAUCGCCGGCCCUCUCGUUUAAUCUAGAAACUCUCAAUACCGCACGCAAGCUGAAAACUAUAAGUCUGCGGACGUCCGCUCACUAUGUGCUGCCGGUGGCCGAAUUGGACGAACCUGAGAAUGACUCUGUCGGAUUACCACCAUCUGCCUCUGUGACAGCACCUAGCCCUAUCCCACCUUGGCGACCCAUUUGGACCUGGGACUGGGACCUGCCAAGGCUUACGGAAUUGACGUUGACCGGAGAGAUCGCAUACCGGUUUCAGUUCAAGAUGCUCCAAGGCACUCCCAGUCUGGUGCAGUUGAAUGUCGACAGCAGGCCAACGACUGGGAUACACAAGAGGACCCUUGGCGUUAAGGAAUUUCUCCAGAAAACACAAGAAAUUGAGACCAUGGGAGGCGCACAGGACGAUGAUGACAACAACAGCAACAACAACGACGGCAGCAAUGACAAUAUCUUGGGUAUGCAGUCCAAGUACAUCCAACUUCCAGCAUUACGUACCCUGACAUUGAGAGGGACUUGGGUUUUAGAUACGGAGGUGUUGGAGAGUCUUUGCAGGAUGGUACCAGGUGUGACGAACAUGUCGCUUCAGGGCUGCGGUGGGUUUAGUUUGGUGGAUUGGGUCGGCACUACGUCAAGGCUUUUGAUGAGUAUACGUCACGCAAUGGCAUCUAUUCCAGUCGCGGCCGAGUUGGCUUCUAAGGCUGGACUGGUGGAGAUGGAGGUCCAUGGUGAGGAUCAAGAGUACGUUUUGUACCAGCUUGGUCAGCUUUCUGUGGGUCGGACUGCGGAGGAUAAACUCAAUUAUUACUUUUACUUUUACCCCUAA